Molecule: messenger RNA, 3167 nt
Organism: Patella vulgata (common limpet)
Lineage: Eukaryota; Metazoa; Mollusca; Gastropoda; Patellidae
Product: atrial natriuretic peptide receptor 2-like
Exons: 7
Coding region: 39-1340 (433 amino acids)
Biological process (GO): cGMP biosynthetic process; intracellular signal transduction; receptor guanylyl cyclase signaling pathway
Molecular function (GO): peptide receptor activity; guanylate cyclase activity
Source: RefSeq, a predicted model, not a curated record
CAAAGUUAAAUAAAUGGCCGUCAAAUAACGACGGUAGUAUGUUUGUCAGCGUGGAACGAUAUCGUGAACAUAUUUACAAUUUUAGACAAACGUUGAAUACACCCGUUUUGACUGUAGACGAAGCCAUAGAGUUCUAUUCAUCAGACGUGGAUAUAUUCAUAAGUUGGACAGCUAAAAGUAUCCAAAAGUCGCGUUCUGGAACUAUGUGGCCAGUUUUGGUUGGUUAUCAUCUGCUGAUGUUGGCUAAAGAGCAGGCUGGGAUUGAAAGGGCACGUGGCAGUACAUUCUUUUCAAAAGGGGGCUUUAACGCAAUUGAAGUAUUAAAGUACUCUGAAAAGAGAAUUCUAGGAGAAAAUUAUUUAAGGCAGGCUUCAGAAUAUUCACCUAUCGUAAGUUCGGUUUUGACAGAAAAGUAUGAUGGACAGGAUUUGGCCUUUAACAUCAAUAGCAUGAAAAAGUCAAUUAAGGAGAAUAACCUAACAGGUCCGUCUAUUGAAACGGGGCAAAUGUGGUUCGGAAAUAUGACGCUAUUUAUAAACAUUCUACAGGAAGCCAGUCAACUAUUGGUCACGGAGAUUACAGAAAUUCGUAUUCGAAUAUAUGCGGAAAACCUUCAACAAAAGACUAAGGAUCUGGAAAAUGAAAGAAAGAAGAGUGAAAUGCUCCUCCAUGAACUACUUCCGGUUUCCGUAGCAACUAAACUAUUACGUAAUCAGCCAGUGGAACCCGAGUCGUUUGAGUCUGUGACUAUAUUUUUCUCCGAUAUUGUGGGUUUCACGGAUAUUUCCUCACGAAGUACGCCAUUAGAAGUGGUAGAUAUGUUAAAUAUACUAUAUAAGACCUUUGACAGCUAUCUCGAGAUGUAUGACGUCUACAAGGUUGAAACAAUUGGAGAUGGGUAUAUGGUGGCUUCUGGUUUACCACAAAGAAAUGGAGAUCUUCAUUGUAUAGAGAUAGGGAACCUCGCCCUAGAUUUAUUAGACGCCAUAUCUAAUUUAGCCGUCCCACACAUGCCAGAUCAAAAACUGCGCCUAAGAAUCGGUUUGAACACAGGUCCAGUAGUGACGGGUGUGGUCGGUAAUAAAAUGCCUAGAUAUUGUGUGUUUGGCGACACAGUUAACACAGCGUCAAGAAUGGAAUCCUCGAGUUUACCACACAAAAUACAAAUUAGUGACACUACAAAAGCUGGAAUGGAGAAAUGUUGCAAUUUUAUAAUUGCAAUUCGCGGCAUCAUCGAAGUCAAGGGAAAGGGCUCAAUGACAACGUACUGGUUAGAAGGUCGAGUUGCUCCGCCUAAACGAUCCAACGAUAAAUUCGUGUCUACCAUGCUACCAUUGUGAAUUAGUGUUUCUAUUGCUCCGCCUUAGUAAUCUGGUAAAAUUUUAUCGAUCAUACCACUGCGAAUUAGUGUUUUUGUGGCCAGUAAGGCGAAUUACUCCGAUUAAAACUAUCUAAUGGUAAAAUUUUGCUGACCAUAUUACCACUGAAUUAUCCCUUUGGUUAAAAUGUCGAAUCCGGCUACUCAAAAAAUCUGGUAAAAUCUUGUCGACUGCAUUACCACUGUUAAUUAGAGAGUCGAAAUUCGGCUAACAACCUGGUAAACUGUUGUCGACCAUAUUACCACUGAUAAUCAGAAGGUCGAAUUACACAGCCGAAACGACCUGAUAAACUGUUGUCGACCAUAUUCCCACUGAUAAUUAGAAGGUCGAAUUACACCGCCGAAACGACCUGGCAAAUUGUUAUCGACCAUAUAACACUGUGAAUCAGAAGGUCGAAUUGGUCCGCCUAAACAAUACAAUCUUACCAGUCAUAUUACCGUUGUGAUAUAUCAUCAUUCUGGAUUAGCGUUAUAUUUCAAGCAACAGUGGUACGUUUAUAAAGUAAAAUUGUAUUCCGUCCAGAUGUUCACAUUUACUACUGCCUACAAUAUGAUGCCUUAGCUAAAUGUAUAUGUACAGCCCAAACGUAAAAUAAUUUUUCCAGUUGUCUCUUCGUCUUGAUCAAAAAAUUCGACAGAAUAACUCAGAAGACCCAUUUGACAUCAUGUCAUUAGAAUGGGAUGUAAUUUAACGUCACGUCUACACAAUGUGUACACGGUACCUCAAUUUUUCGUCCCAUCCGUACGAAUAGUCCGAUUACUAUCAAGGAUUUGCUAUCAAGUUUGCUAAUUAAAUUUUGUGCUGUACAUAAUUUCUUCAUCACAUACCACAAAAUCGCACAUAUACAUUUCAUACCGCGAAAGCCUUGUUUUACGUGCACGCUAAUGUGUACACGGUACCUCAGUUUUUCUACCGCGAAAGCCUUGUUUUACGUGCACGCUAAUGUGUACACGGUACCUCAGUUUUUCGUCCCAAUCGAACGAACAGUCCAAUUACACUCAAGGAUUUGCUAUCAAUUGGGCUAAUUAAAUUUUGUGCUGUACAUAAUGUCUUCAUCACAUACCAAAAAAUCGCAUAUAUACAUUUCAUACCGCGAAAGCCUUGUUUUACGUGCACGCUAAUGUGUACACGGUACUUUAGUUUUUCGUCCCAAUUGAACGAAUAGUCCGAUUACACUCAAGGAUUUGCUAUCAAUUGGGCUAAUUUGUGCUGUACAUAAUUUCGUCAUCACAUACCACAUAUAAAUUUCAUACCGUGAAAGCCUUGAUCGGAUUUUAGUCGGUUGUUUAGUUCUAGAGGUGGGGGAGAGAGCUGCUGAGAAAUGAAAUGGGGUUUUACGUCUUAUUCUUCUAUUCCGAUUGGAUUGAUGAUGUUGAAGAGACGCCGGGUUUGUCACUGAGGUAUUUGUUGUGGCUCCGGUCUCGUGGCCUGCUCUACCUAGUGGGUCUUCUCAGUCGCCCCCUCCUCUCCCUCCUUCCGGGGUUCAUUCCUCUUCUAAUGAUCCUUAUCGGCAAGCGAAUAAAUUUAGGAAAUGUGUAAGUUCCGAAAUCACCGGUCCCUGUGUUAGAGAUGAUUGGGCGCUACCAUACCACUACCUCCCCUUCUCUCUCUCUCCCCCUCUCUCUCUCUCUCAAUAUGUGGGAUCACAGCUGGGGGAAACCCAAAGGUUCGUUAAUGCCAAGUUUGAAAAACCCUGGAUUAACAAAUUAUACAGCUUUAGUACCGACGGUUAGAGUAGAGUAUCCAGCGAGAUUUUGAUAUAUUUGAAAUUUAAAUUAAAUUAUUGUU